AUCAGUUUCAUUUUAACCUUUGUCGUGGCCGCACGGAAUGGCACGGAUUGGUGAACGAAAUUAAAUAUCAAAUUUAUCCGAAAUAUGCACAAUAAAUUGUAUUAUUGUGCAUUGCACUAUCUAAGCGACUGAGCCCGAAACGGUGCCCACAAUUUGCGCGUGCCGAGAAGCAAAAAGCAGAAGCAGCAGCGCGCAAAUGGAUACAAUGUUUGUUUUUAAUGUUAAGCGAAAACUAAGAAUCAAAAAAGAAGUGUGAUAAAUGCCAACACGAAAAUUGUUUUGCAAGCGUCUAAGAAAAACGGCAGAGAGAACGCGUCAGCCUGCAUGCGCGCCUCUGUGUGUGUGCGUGUGUGUGUGUGCGUGUUCGUGUUCUUGUGCUUGCGCUUGUCUGGCUGUGUCUGUGCUCCCGGGAGCGUGUAAGUGUGUGCGUGUGUGUGUAUGUGUGCAGUGAAGUGCAAAAGAAACACGAUAAAAAAAAAAAACAACACGCCAAGCAGUUGCGCCCGUUUUAGCUGAUAAAGCGUAUAGAAAAAAAGUACAACAACAACAACAACACACAAAGCAGUAGGCACGAAACGAGUGAAAAUAGAAAAUUAAUAAUUAGCUAGAAGAAGCAGCAGCAGCAUUCACACAGGCGAUUUGUAAGUGAUCAGUGCUAAAAAAAAAAAAAGAAAAAAAACGUAAAUGAAAAAUUAAAAUAACAAAUCGUGCAACUUUUCCCAUAAAUAGUGCAAAUCAAAAUUCUCGGUGCAGCGGCCAAAUUUGUAUCGAUCGCACACAGCAACAAAAACACAUACAAAUACAACUACAGCUACAACUACAAAUACAAUAACAAAAGCAACAACAAUAACAAAUCGCACAUCAGAUUUUCAAACUGCAACUGUUGGCGCCUCAAGCGCCGUUAUUUAAUACCGCAAAUCCGUCAAAAUGUCAACAAUGGAGGUGCGCAACAACUCGGCCAUGAUGAAGCGUGCCGAGCAGCUGAAGCGCUGGGAGGAGUCGGACACAAAUCGCGCCGCCCCCACGCCUCGUCGCGAGGACUGUCGCAGCAUCAAGUUUAGCUCCGGCUGCGUUUUUCUCGCCGCCUGCCUCUCCGGCGACAAGGAGGAGGUCGUCCAGCUGCUCAAUCAGGGCGCCGACAUUAACACGGCCAAUGUUGAUGGCCUCACCGCUUUGCAUCAGGCCUGCAUCGAUGACAAACUCGACAUGGUUGAGUUUUUAAUAGAGCACGGCGCCGAUAUCAAUCGGCAAGACAACGAGGGCUGGACGCCGCUGCAUGCAACCGCCUCCUGCGGCUUUGUCAGCAUAGCAUGCUAUCUGGUGGAGCACAACGCCGAUGUGGCUGCCGUGAACAGCGAUGGCGAUCUGGCGCUGGACUUGGCUAUCGAUGUGCAGCACAUGCCCAUGAUUAACUAUAUGGAAAAGGUGGUGCAGGAGCUGAAUAUUGAUGUGGAUCAGGCACGUAGGGCCGAGGAGCAGGCCAUGCUGAAAGAUGCCAAGCGCAGCGAUGCGGCCGAAGUGGAUCAGCCGCAUCCAAAAACUGGUGCAACGGCGUUGCAUGUGGCCGCCGCCAAGGGCUAUACGAAAGUGCUACGUCUAUUGCUGGCCCGUGACUGCAAUGUUGAUAGGCAGGAUAACGAUGGCUGGACACCAUUGCAUGCUGCCGCACACUGGGGCCAAAAGGAGACAGCUGAAAUGCUGGUGGAGGCCCUGGCCGAUAUGGAUAUACCCAAUUAUGCUGGCCAAUCCUGCAUCGAUGUGGCCGAUCGCAAAAUGGUCAAAUUCCUUGAAGAGCUGCGCGCCAAUAAGCGCAACAAACGGCGUCCAUCUAGUCAAAUCAGAAUCUCAGAUGCGAUUGAAAAUCAUGUGGACAAAACACGAAUGAAACUCGUACGCGUCGAAGUGAGAACUGAUGCCGCUAAGGAUGCUGAAAAUGUUAAACCCAAUCAGCAUAUACAUGCUGGCGAGCAUUCUGCCGAGGAGGAGGCGCCCUGGCGACGCAAAACUCUGCGCACGCCCAACGACAGUCCCACUAAGAAUCAAGUUCCUGACAAAGAGCUGAGCGGCAAAAGCGCUAAUGAGAGCGCAAACGAUGUCAUCUUGCGGCGCACGCAAAGCUUUGAGAAUGAUCAAAAAUUCUAUCAAAAGUACAAUGAGCUGCGGGCACGCAUAAAGGCGAACUCAUGUCCCAUACUGCCAGCGACGACGGCAAAUGCUCUGCCCGGCAAUGCAAAUAACAACAAUAACCAAAGUAGCAAUAACAACAAUAAUAACAAUAACAACAACAACAAUAACAAUAAGAGCGCGCUGCUGUUGGGAAAAACUGUGAGCACAACCAGCGUCAGCAGCAGCAGCGGCAGCAGCAGCAACAACUACAACAACACAACAACCACCACAACAACAACAACUACAUUCAACACACACACCAACAACACAACAACAACUGCAACAGCAGCAGCUACUACAGCAAAUCCAAGUCAAAUUUAUAGCGUACAAAGAUCGGCCUCCCUCAAAGAUAACUCAGUAUAUUUCAGGAAACCAAUCGCUCCAGCUACGAUGCUGACAGCAGCGACAACAACGACUACAACAACAACAACGACGCUCAGCUCACCAUCAACAACUGUGCUCACCCCACCUAUACGCAGCAAUCCUGCCAACAACAACAACAAUGCCAGCUCUAUGGCGAGCGCCAGUGCAAGCGAUGCGGAGACCCAACCAAAACCCAAGCAAUCGGCGGGCAAUAUAUUCAAGAACUUUUUCAAAUCCUUUGUGCCGCCAGUGCGCGACGAGGAGAGCGAAACGCAGCGCAAGGCGCACGCGAAACGAGUCCGUGAGACGCGUCGCUCCACGCAGGGCGUUACGCUCGAGGAGAUCAAGAGUGCCGAGGAGCUGGUCAAGAAGAAGAACUUGGGCAUGAACAACAACAACAACAAUAACAACAACAACAGCAGCAGCGUAAGUACAACUUCAAGCACAACAACUGCAACUGCAACAGCAAUCAGCAGCAGCAGCGACGACAGCAACAUUGAGAGCAGCAGCAGCCUGCAACAACAGGAAGCGCAGCCACCGCCACCGCCAACAAGUCCGCCACCAGCCAUAAUACCGAAAACAACGACGACAGCGGAUGAUUUGGAGAUAGUUGAGGCUGUGGUUGCCACACUGGCGCCAGCGGCGGUUGUGGACAAUGCGGAUACCACCGCUAGCUUCACGCUGGCAGCACCAGCCACACGCAUAUCACACGGUGGCAAUGGCGACCAUGCAGAAUUUGUUGAUGUUCCCGACAGCGAUGCUGAGGAUGAGCAGCAGACGGCGGUCAGCGCCAGCUACACGAUAGUCUCGAGGCGAGAGAAGCCCGUCGAGUCGGCGGUGGAGUCGAGCAGCCACAAACAACUAAAGACUGAUCCAGUUGCCAAGCAAGCGCACAUGUUGGACACCGAAACUGGCGGUGAGUCCAAGGCAAUGCAAGCCAGACCCACAGAACUGGCGCUGGCAGCAACAGCGCCAGCCGAAAGCAAACCAGCAUCGACGACGACACCUGCCACAACGCCCAGCGUGCUGGAGAGUCCGGUACGACUGCGGGACAAGCGCAGCCUGAGCAGCAAUGCUACUGGGGGAGGUGUAGGAGGAGGAGGAUCUUCUCAAGAAACGGAUACCAAGUCGGACACGGCCUCGCCAGUUGGCGCACAUGCGGAUUUCAAUGCGCGCGACUCUUUGCUUAGCUUGUAUGCACGUCGUACGCUGGAGAGCGGUGGUGCGGGUGGUGCAGCGGUUGCUGCUGCUGUUGCUAGCGCUGGAGGCGCAACUGUUGCGCCAUCGACGUCGUCGUCUUCAAGCACAUCCACAUCAGCAGCCGAGCGGCGUCCGUCUUGGCGUCUCAAGUUUGAUGCGGGCUCAAAGUUCAAGCUGGAGGACAUCACCAGCGGUGGCACCUACCCGCCCAAUCAGAGCACAAUCAUACCCAGCGCACCGGCCGUGAUGGCCGCGGUUAAUUUGGCCAGCACAACGGGCAACCCGCGUCGCAUAAGCAGUGGACCCAAUGCGCUUAACGCUUCCAAUCAAUCGCUCAACUCGGUGGGUCGUCCGGUCUCAGCACCCAGCGAGAGCAGCAAUAACAGCGCAUAUGUGACGCCGCCGGCGCGUAGAUACGAGACAUCCACGCUGGGGACAGCUGCCUCGACAACAGCCACAACAACUGCCACGACAGCCACCAACUCCGCGUCUGCAUCCAGUGCCAACCAUGGAACGGCGACUAGCUCCACGCCCGGCCAUGAUGAUAAGGAUAACGACAAGGAGAACGAUAAUCGUACACAGACUGUUAUUCAGCGACGUCGCAAGCCCAAGCGCAGAUCCACGGGCGUGGUGCAUAUCGAUAUGGAUGAAAUUGAUCCGGAACGCCAACACGAAACGGCCAACAAUGACAAUGAGGAUAAGGAUAAGGAGAGCGGCAGUGAACGCACCUCACGCUCUCGCACCGCGAGCACAGCGACAACGAGCACCGGCAGCGAUUCAAAGAGUUCCAGCAACAACGACAAAGCGGAAAACGGCGAUGGCAUCGACUACAAGGCGCUCUGGGAAGCGGCCAAACUGGAGAACGAUAAGCUCAAGCAAAUGCUCAAGCAGAAGGACGACGAAGCUGUACAGACGCGUGCGACGCUCGAGCGCUUCGCCAAUGCCACCACUAAAAAUUCACUCUCUGAGAUUGAGAAACGUGAAAGAAGAGCUAUGGAACGCAAGCUUUCCGAAUUGGAAGAAGAGCUCAAGCAACUUGAUGCCUACAAGUCGGACAAUGACCGCCUGAAGGAGGAGAACGCCGCGUUGAUUAGAGUAAUUAGUAAAUUAAGUAAAUGAAAUUAUGUCGUAACUUAAAUUUACUCAAAAAUAACAAAAAGAAAAACAAAGAAAACCAACAUCAAGAAUGAAGAAAACAAUUUCGUUGAAGCGAUCAGUCAACAACGCGAAAUGAUUUCAACUAAAUUAUCAAAAAGAAAAGUUCUGUUUAUUAAUAUUAUGAUUAUAAAAAAAAAUUGAUUAUUAUUUUUGUGUGUUAAGGCAUUUAAGCGCUAGAUGAAACCAUGUUUCGAAAAUCGUUGAAAUUUGUUUUGUUUAAUUUCUCUCUCAAUCUUCCAAAAUUAAUAUAUAUAUUAUCAAGAAGUUGAAGAAUGGAGCGUGUAUUUGGUCAAAUUAUAUAUACACAUACAUUUAUAUACAAAAUAGAGAAAAUUAUAAACAUCAAGAAGAAAGUUAAUUAUAGUUAUAGAUGUUGUCUAACGGUUAAUUUCAAACAAAAGAAAACCUUUACGAAAAACAACUGAGAACAUAUUCAUCAAAUGAGCCCUAGUUACAGAUUAGUUUAACUAUAUAUUGCAUACAUACAAACAUAUAUUUUUCAUAUAUACAUAUAAAUUAUAUACAUACACACCCAUACACACUCACACUCACUCACAUAUACACACUACACAUAUACACAUGUUUAAAACUCAUACAGCUUAGAGGAUUAAACUGUUUGUGAGAAAUGUUUUGAAACCAGCCCACGCAAUGUCAACGUACUAAUUUAUUAAAGCUGUAAUUGUUUUUAAAAGAAACUCAUUUAGUUUUAAACAUAAAUUUUGUAUAAUCGAUCCGCGGAUAUACAUACAUACAUACAUACAUGCAUACAUGCAUACAUGCAUACAUGUGGCCUAUGCAUAUGCAACAAUAUUAUCGUUAUACGGACGACAUAUAUGAAUUAAGCGCAGCUCUCGCAUGUUACUUUUCAUUUCAUUCAGAAUGAUAUACUAUGUCAUAUAUUAACUUAACUUAACCAUGGCGCUCUAGUACAUGCACAAGAGUUGUAGUUUAAUGAUAUAUAGAUAUAUAUGAGAUGUAUACUCCUAAUUAGAUAUGCUGCAGUUGCAUAUGUUGCAUAUGCAUAUGGACGAUUUAAUUCAUUAUGUUAAUUUAAGUUGUUCACUUUUGAAACGUAUUAUAUAUAUCGUACUCUAUACUUAUUUCAAUUUCGCUUAUAACAUUAUUGAAUUCGUUUAAGAGAUUUUUUGUGUUACUCUCGUGAUGGAAAACGACAAAACAAACUGAAAAACAAGUGAAUUGUGUAAUAUGUAAAAUUGUGAGAAAAUAUUCAAAUACGAAACUUAAUAAAUGUGAUCGCAAAGUAA
Molecule: messenger RNA, 6152 nt
Organism: Drosophila virilis
Lineage: Eukaryota; Metazoa; Arthropoda; Insecta; Diptera; Drosophilidae
Source: RefSeq, a predicted model, not a curated record